CCUGCCACGUUGUACUGCCAUGUUUCUACAGUAGCCUGGAAUGGACAAAUCAAACUGGCUCUAGAGAGGGCCUUUUGCGGUUUUCAUGAGUUUUACAGCCACCGUAGUUUCUCCUACAUGCUUGGGAGGGGAGGGGGGAGGGGGGAGGGGUUGUCAAUUGGUUGAAAUUUGCAACCUCACUGCUCAAAUCCCCUAAAUCCUACAUCCUGGUCCUUUUGAAAGUACUGUACAGUGUUCUUUGUUUUUGACUGAUGCAAAUGAAUAAAGGGGCUUAUGCAGAGUAGAGCAGCUGUUAGCUGUUUUGCAUCCUCCUCAGUGCUCUUGUUGCAUUUAAAAGUCCUGUAAAAAUGGUUUUGAGAUCAUCUGUUCUGUGGCUGCAGUGGAGCCUAAAAUUGAGAGGGACUGCAUUUUAAUCAGUGUUCAUUUUGAUUUUUUUAAUGGUUUAAUUUUUAAACUUGAUGUCAGUCAUGCUGCCAAAUUGUUGACAAAAACUGAAAUUUGUUUCUUGGUUUUCAACGACAUUUAUUUUUAUGUUUUGUCUGAAUAGUAAUUCUGAUUUUAAUUGGGUUAAAACGAGCUCCAGUUUGGUUGGUUGUUAGCAAUAAUUAAGGAAGAUGUUAUUACCAAGGACCAUGUCUUUUAACACGAGUCACUGCCAUUCAUUUGUUUAAAAAAAAAACUAAAUUUGUGAAACUUGAAUGGUAUUUUACCUCCAUUAAUGUUGCUGUAUUACUCUGCCAUAGCUCAUGCAAAUUCAGACGUUUUUAUUUGCAUGUCUGUCGGUAAGAUCCAUAGGCCCUAAAUGUUUCUGUCCAGCUCUGAUCAGAGUUGCUAUGCAAGCGAAAUUAAAGAUAAAAACAGAAGAACAAAUGUAGUGAAAAAUGCAGGUUUAACAGAAAUCACACGUUGUCAGUGGGGCUUUUUUUUUUUUUUUUUACUCCCAUUUUUUAAAAUUUUAUUUUCAUCACAAAGCUGUAAGUUUAUUUCUUUUUUUAUUUCCAAGGAUACUGAAACUCAUUAGUGUCACUUCUUCCAUGGCGGUGAUGCUGUUCGCAGGGAACAAUUACUGUUGUUAUUUUUGUUAAAAUCAACACUAGAUUUGGUGGCCGAGGGGCUGGCUGGAUCACCCCACAAGCUAAAUCCCCUGUUCUUUUAAAGGAGGGACGUAGUUUAGUUCUUAUCAGGCCUUAAAAAGAAAUCACUGUGUCAUUAAUUAGUUUGCCCCAGCACUUCAUUUUGUUGUGACCCGUCUGUCAUUUUAAUAUAACCACUUUCUUUUUUUUUUUUUUUUUUACACUGCCAAAAAAAAAAAAAAAAAACUACUUUAAGGCAUUUCUUUGUUUUUAUUUCUGUAUCCGUAUAGAUUAUUAUGGGAACUUAGUUUUUUAAAAGAGGUAUUUCUAUUUUUCAUUGUCUUUUUUUUUUUUUUCAUGGAUUUUUUUUGUACUAAUUUUUCAUUUUGUUAAUUAAAGCUCUAAGGAAAAAAUAAAUGCGUAAAGUGAAACUGUUCCUUGUCCUCUGUUAAUACAACAUAUGCAAAUGUUGUUUAUUUUGCCUUUGCAUUUCUGCAAAACCAGGUUGAUGGGUAGUCAUCUGACCUGAUUGAAUGGAGCCUUGUGCUGCUAGUCAAAUGUGCUGUUUUAUUACCUGUUAUUGGAAGAGGUGUGUUUUGUGUUUUAUAUGAUCUCAUCUUAUACCGAGAGAUCAUUUCCUUCUGUUGAGAGCAACAGAUCAGAGGAUGCCCCUGUAGCCUCGUAGCUGUGAUCUGGUGAAAUUGUGUAGGAUCCACUGGAAACCAACAUGGGAAAGUUAUCUUUCCAGGUUAAAAUCUGUAUUUUAAGUUGUUGGGCUCUGCUGUUGAUGUGCAGUGUCGCAAGUCGAGAGUACUUCCACCAGGACCAAACUCUCCCCUGGGAUAAUGCCAGGAAUCACUGCCAGGUCUGUUUCAAAGACCUGGUAACACUGACCCCUGAUAACAUCCAGGCCAUCGCCAAGGAUCUCACCUCUGACUACUGGAUCGGCCUCCGCAAGAGCUUCAGCAACUCCACCGGCAACUCCACCAGCAACUCCAGUAUGCACUGGACCCACUGGGCCAACAAGGAUCCCCUCACCUUCCAGAACUGGUACCCUGGUUGGCCAAAGAUAGCCAGAGUCUAUGGGUGCAGAUGCUCCUGCAUCUACUCAAAAAUGACAACCUCUCAUAUGACCUCAGCUCCAUCCACGAUGACCACGAGGACGCCAUACUCAGAAGUGACAACCUCUUAUGACACCUCAGCUCCAUCCACGAUGACCUCGGAGGCGCCGUACUCAGAAAUGACAACCUCUGAUGACCCCUCAGCUCCAUUUGCGAUAACCUUGGAAGCGCCGUACUCAGAAAUGACAACCUCUUAUGACACCUCAGCUCCAUCCACCAUGACCUCGGAGACGCCGCGCUCAGAAAUGACAACCUCUGAUAAAACCUCAGCUCCACCCCCGAUGAGCACACAGACGUCAGAAGAAGCAACUUGUAAUUCAGAUAUAAUACCACUGGUACUCAACAUCGAUGAGGACAACGAUGAAGACUCUUGUGUGGCCAUGCUCAGCUUUGGGGCUUGGGUUGUAAGAAACUGCUCAGAGCCUCUGCGUUUUAUUUGUUAUGAAGAUCCUUUCAUUGGUAAAGUCAACGUGACCGACUUGACUUCCACCAGCGUCAGCUUCACAUGGCUGGAGGCGCCUGGUGACAUCAGCCAUUACCGUGUAGAAAUCCAAGGUGACAAGAAUCUGACAGCCAACGCAACUGAUAUGAUGCAUGUCUUUGAAAACCUGACAGAAGGCACCCCCUACGUAAUCAAGGUUUUCCCUGUGAAGUGUGGGAGAGACCUCAACCCACAGCAGCGCCACAUCCACACCUUACCUAACAAAAUCAAAUCCAUUGACGUCGUCAAGGUGACAGAAACCUCUGUCUUCCUGAACUGGAGCAAACCAGAUGGAAACGUGGAAUUCUAUCAAGUCGAGUACCUGGAUAAGCAUUUGAACAUUUCCACAGCACCCACAAACAUCACCAACUUGAUACCUGGAAGCCGCUACACAUUCAAAGUCUACUCAGGAAUCGACAAAGACAAUCCUAAACUGAGCAAAGCAACUGACAGAGCAACAUAUACCAAGCCCGGGAAAGUGACCAACCUGAAAGUGUCUGACAGUACCAAACACUCAAUGCUGCUUCAGUGGGAUCCGCCCGAAGGAGUUUACACAGGUUUCUGGGUGAUGGCUGUGAAUCACACUAAAGAACCAUUACUUACGGAUAAGAAAGAAAUUAAUGUAACCGGGCUGCCGACGUGCACAGAAAUAACGCUCAGCGUGGUGGCACUGGCCAAUGACACUGUGGAGGGAGACAAAGUGACGGUGGUCAGCUACACUGAACCUGAACCAAUUUCAAACCUGAAAUUGAAGGCAGGAUUUGACUCAAUCCAUGCCAGUUGGGAAUAUCCUUCGGGCAAUUGUUCAUUUUUCAAUGUUACGCUCUGUCUUUAUGGCCAAAAUCAACACGUGGGCAACGUAACACAACAAUACACGAACUUUGACACAUUGAAGAGCGCAGCCGAGUACACAGUGACGGUCUCCAGUAUUAGCGGACAUAUCAGCAGCUCACCAGUGUCAAAGACUGUCUUCACCUUGCCGCGGCCGCCUACUAACCCCAAUGUCACAAAUCUCAAUGCAACCCAUGUGAACUUCACGUGGACUGCCCCUAAUAACACAGCGACUGCCAAGUACAGAGUCAUUGUCAACUCCAGCUUCUGGGGCCAGAAUUGGACUGUUUCUGUGAAAGACGAAACCAGCAUCAUAUUAGGUCCUUUAAAGUCAGGGACCAAGUAUGACUUCGAAGUACGAACAAGCGCUGAAAGUCUAAGCGAGCCUGCAUCUGAGAUACAUUAUACAGUCGCUGACUUUAGGGAGAUCACUCUGUCUAUGAUGUGCUCUUCAAAAGAGUCUCUGCUCUGUGAUAGAAACGGCACAAAGAAACAUGUGUUUGAAGAGUUGACACAACAUUUCCAUAGUGUGUUGGGGGACAAUAUUAACUGGACCCUGGCGCGGAUGACUGGAAACUCAGGGACAAUAGAAACAUAAUGUCAACAUGUUCAUGCUAAAAGCUUUUGGCAGCGUACUGCUGCUCAGAAAAUAGAAUAUCAAGCAGCUGUGUGUGUGAUAUUUAGUCAGUAGGAAUAAGAGUUAUCAUUUUGUUUGGUGUGGUUUUAAAUCUAGUUACAGUUCAUCAAAUAUGCAUCAACUGACUGUGUUUCAUAUUCAAAAUUAUAAUCAUAAACAUUUUUCAGAAGUACUGUUUACAAUAUAUUUAAUACUAUUGCUUCUUUACAUUUACUUUAUUACUUUUUUUUCCUUGUUGGUUUUUGUGUAUGGGAGCCCAUAUCAGGAAGAAAAAAAAAAAAAAAGAAA
Messenger RNA from Thunnus maccoyii (southern bluefin tuna), 4431 nucleotides. Its product is annotated as receptor-type tyrosine-protein phosphatase H-like. The transcript is spliced from 12 exons. NCBI's taxonomy places the organism in Eukaryota, Metazoa, Chordata, Actinopteri, Scombriformes, Scombridae. Gene Ontology annotation, biological process: nervous system development; heart development; cell-substrate junction assembly. Gene Ontology annotation, molecular function: integrin binding; proteoglycan binding. Bases 1801 to 4104 code for a protein of 767 amino acids. The record is from RefSeq and is a predicted model, not a curated record.